AUGGUACACAUGGUCUUUGGUGACCCCACAGGAUCAAGGAACCAAAGCAACCACUGGUGUCAGAAAUCUAUAGUGAGACUUCUUACUGUGAAAUAUGAUUGCUACAGUAACUUAAAGGAAAGCACAAUAAACAACAGGAUAUCUCUCUGGGCUAUGUCAAUAGGAGCACUCUUCCUAGCACAGAUUGUCACUGGAAUCAUGGGAAAUUUCUCUCUUCUUUACCAUUACCUCUUCCUUUACUGCAUUCAGUCCAGGUUGAAGGCCACAGACUUGAUACUCUCGCACCUGACACUAGCCAACUUCUUCCUCAUUCUCUCCAAAGCUGUCCCCAAGACAAUGGCAGGAUUGGGGCUGACAGACUUCAUGAGUGGUUUUACAUGCCAAUUUCAUUUGUAUGUCUACAGAGUGGCCAGGGGGGUGUCCAUUGGCACCACCUGCCUCUUGAGUGUCUACCAGACCAUCACGAUCAGCCCCAUGAACUCCUGCUGGAAAGAGCUGAAAGUCAGAGCUCCAAAGUGUGUUGGCUGCUCCCUUUCCUUCUGCUGGAUUCUGUACAUCUUGGUCAAUUUGAUUUUUCCUACAUAUGUGUCCUAUGUAUCUGGCCAAUGGAGCAACAUAGACACUGUGAAGAAAAUGGAUUUGCAAGACUGUUUUUCUGUAGAUCAUGAGAAAAUACUAGGCUCAAUCUAUUCAGCAGUAAUAGUAUUUCCUGAGGUUUUGUUUUCUGUGCUCAUCAUCUGGUCCAGUGGUUUCAUGGUUUUCAUCCUGUUCAGGCACAAACACCGGGUCCAGCACAUUCACAGGACUAACCUUUCCCCCAGACCCUCAGCUGAGUCCAGAGCCACACAAAGCAUCCUCCUUCUGCUGAGCACCUUUAUAUGUUUUCACACCCUUUUCACCAUGUUUAGUAUUUGCUUGUCUCUUUAUCAAAAUACAAAUGAAUGGCUGGUAAAGAUCACAGAUCUAAUUUCUCUGGGUUUUCCCACUGUGAGCCCCUUUCUUCUCAUGAGCCGUGAGUCCACUCUAUGCAGGGUCUUCUCUGCCUACAUCAGGACUAGGAAAUCCCCUGUUCUUAUGAGAAACAUGCUCCCAGGUCAUACAGGUCAGGAGCAACAGCCUGAGCUCAUCUUGAUGACACUCAUCUUUGUCAAAUGUUAG
Messenger RNA from Erinaceus europaeus (western European hedgehog), 1158 nucleotides. RefSeq names its product vomeronasal type-1 receptor 4-like. Gene Ontology annotation, biological process: G protein-coupled receptor signaling pathway. Gene Ontology annotation, molecular function: pheromone receptor activity. The record is from RefSeq and is a predicted model, not a curated record. Bases 1 to 1158 code for a protein of 385 amino acids. Gene Ontology annotation, cellular component: membrane. The transcript is spliced from 3 exons. NCBI's taxonomy places the organism in Eukaryota, Metazoa, Chordata, Mammalia, Eulipotyphla, Erinaceidae.